Tripterygium wilfordii is the source of this 2423-nucleotide messenger RNA. Its product is annotated as two-component response regulator-like APRR1. Gene Ontology annotation, biological process: phosphorelay signal transduction system; cytokinin-activated signaling pathway. The record is from RefSeq and is a predicted model, not a curated record. The transcript is spliced from 6 exons. Gene Ontology annotation, molecular function: protein binding. The coding region runs from base 333 to 1970 and encodes 545 amino acids. Lineage: Eukaryota; Viridiplantae; Streptophyta; Magnoliopsida; Celastrales; Celastraceae.
GGUGAUCCGAAUGCAGCCGUUGACCACACAUCGGUCCCGCCCCACCGUUUGAUCCUGGCGGUUCGGUUCUUUGAGAGUACUAUUUUGGGUCCUCGAUUGCCGUUUAUGGAUAUGGGGCUCCACAUGCGCAUAUCGGGAAAAUGAAAUUGUUUGAAGCUGCUUCUCAACUCUCAAGGCAGGCGUUGGAUGUUUGUGCCGUACUCUGAUCCGAACCCCAAGACUAACGUCUCUUCCGAUUUGGUUCAGGGGAAGUGGCGGGAGCUUCGCCAUGAAGGUUUUCUAGUAUUAGAUGUGAAUCGCUGAGCUUUCUUUGGAGUUGGGAAUUUUUCAUCAUGGAUUGUAAUGGAGAGAUUAAUUUGAACAAGGACUGUGGUGUUGUUGGUAAUAGCAAAGGAGGUGAUGGGUUCAUUGACAGGAGCAAAGUCAGGAUUCUGCUCUGCGAGAGUGAUGCUAAGAGUGCAGAGGAGGUCUGCAAGCUCCUUUUGAAGUGCUGUUAUCAGGUAACUUCAGUGAGAUCAGCUAGACAAGUGAUUGAUGCACUGAAUGCUGAGGGAUCUGAUAUUGAUAUCAUACUCGCUGAAGUUGACCUUCCAAUGGCCAAAGGCUUUAAAAUGUUGAAGUAUAUUGCAAGGGAUAAAGGCUGGCGAAGAAUUCCUGUAAUAAUGAUGUCAUCGCAGGAUGAGGUUUCAAUUGUUGUCAAGUGCUUGAGGCUUGGUGCUGCUGAUUAUCUUGUUAAACCUCUACGCACCAAUGAGCUGUUGAACCUGUGGACACACAUGUGGAGACGAAGGCACAUGCUUGGAUUAGCAGAGAAGAAUAUCUUGAAAUAUGACAUUGAAAUAGUGGCAUCAGAUCCCAGUGAUGCUAAUACGAACAGCACCACACUUUUCUCGGAUGAUACCGAUGAUAAGUCUCGUAGAGGUACUAAUCCAGAGAUGGCGAUGUCAACUCAUCAGGAAGAUGAGAUUGCUGCUGCUGCUGCUACUGCAGCUGUAGAGCUUCUACACUCUAGUUUGGUGGAGAAUCAGUUGGAUGCACCAGUUGUUGGUGUCUGUCGAAAAGAACAACUACCAUCUGUUCGAAAGAAGAGUGAAUUAAAAACUGGUGAAUCUUCAGCCUUCUUUACCUAUGUUAAAUCAAGCAUACUUGGGACUAGUUCCCAAAACGUUGCCCAGAAUGAUGAAAACACUGCUCAGCAAUCAGGGAAAGAAGAAAAAUUACAGAGAGGUGGUCAGCAAGUAGUUAGGGAAGCCCAAAUGCAUGAAAAUGGAGAGGUAUGGGAAACAUAUUCUCAAGAAGAUGACUUCCGUAGCGGUGCCAGCAUCCCAGAUUCUUUUUCUAUGGAGAGAUCAUGCACUCCAACGAUGUCAAGAGAAUUUUGGCAAGGGAAUUGCAAUGAAGAAACUUUUCCUCAGCGUCUUGCACAUUUAAGAAAUGAACAUCAACAUGAUAAUUCAGGCUUAUCUGGACAGACAGCUUAUCCCUAUUAUAUGUCAGGGUUUGUAAAUCAAGUUAUGAUGCCGCCAUCAGCACAAUUGUAUCAAAAGAAUGCACAUGACCAACAGAAUCAUGCGACUGCCUCAAUGGUACCUCAUUACAGUCAUCUUCCACAAUGUCCUCCUGUUUCAGGCAUGGCGUCAUUUCCUUAUUACCCAAUUAGUAUAUGCCUACAACCGAGUCAGAUGCCCGUUACUCAUUCGUUUGGGAACUCAACUUCUGCUGAGGUUAAACUAAAUAAAGUUGACAGAAGAGAGGCAGCACUGAUGAAGUUUAGGCAGAAAAGAAAGGAGCGGUGUUUUGACAAGAAGAUAAGGUAUGUGAAUCGAAAGCGACUUGCUGAAAGAAGGCCUCGUGUACGUGGACAGUUUGUGGGUAAGGUAAAUGGUGUGAAUGUGGAUCUUAAUGGGGGGCCUGCUUCUGCUGAUUAUGUCGAGGAUGAUGAAGUUGAAGACAAUGCAUCAGGAUCUUAGCGUGUUUUAAGUUGCUGGUUCCUGAGGAAGGUUCUUUUGUCCCUGUUUGUGCCCUGAUAGUUGUUCCCUAUUUGGAUGAAUGAUAACUUUUUAUCCACGGAUCCAUCAAAGUGUGUGAGAUCAAGUGUAGAGACAUCUGGCACUUCAAAUGAGGGCACUUCCCCCCAGUUUGAUGCCGGCAUACCUGCUUGUUAUGUGAGAAGCGAUGGCUUCAAGAUGCGUCUCUCGCAGAGCUUUAUCGGUAAGAAUACCCCCUGUGGAUGAUGCAGCAGUGAAUAUCCUUAUGCCAAGAGAUGGGUGCUUGGAACCCCAAUGUUCUUCCAUCCUUGAAUCGAAGGGAUGAUUAUGUUUAAUCCAAAAUAUUGUAGUAAAAUGGACACCAGACAAGAGUUGUAAUUCUAGCUUACAUGACCAUGCCUUUUUUUAAUAGCUAGAAUUCUUACUUUGAAAGUU